AUGGGCGCGGGUGUGACCACUGCGGCGCUGUAUGAAUCCGUCGCAGGUCGCAAGUGGAAGCUGCGCUGUUCCGAGUGCGGCAAUCCGAUGGGCUCAUGGAACUCGGCCAAGCAGCAAUGGUCUAUCUGGCCCAGCACACUCGCUCGCGCCAACGGCGACGAAAGCAGUCUCCAGGGCACAGAGACGUUCCCUGCUACGGCGCACAUGUUCUAUGGCCCAUGGAAGAUCGCUGAUGUUGCCGAUGGGUUGCCCAAGUACCUCGGCUAUCCGAACGAGUCCCAGCAAGUCGAUCGCUCCGCCAACCCGCUGCCUGUCAACUUGAGCAACGAUUUCAACCCGCACGAUCCACGCGAUAUGGUCGGGUACGGUGCCAACCCGCCCCACCCGCACUGGCCGGGUAACGCGCGCAUUGCCAUCUCCUUCGUCCUCAACUACGAAGAGGGUGGUGAGAACCUCACGCUCAACGGCGACGCGGGCGCCGAACAGUACCUCACGGAAUACGGCGCUGCCAACGGGUCCAAGCCUCCUACGGGCGUGCGCAAUUUAAGUGUCGAGUCGGCGUACGAGUUUGGAUCGCAUCGCGGGUUCUGGCGCGUGCUCGACCUGUUCAAGCGCAACGGACUGCGGUUUACGAGUUGGGCAGUGGGUCGGGCGGUGGAGCAGAACCCAGCGGCGGUGCGGGCGAUGGAAGACGCAGGGUGCGAAGUGGCCAGUCACUCAUACAGGUGGUUCGACCACUCGUUGAUGGGUCAGGAGGAGGAGCGGGAGCACAUCCAGAGCGCGGUGCGGGCGAUCAAGGAGGCGAGCGGGAAGAGCAGGGAGCCCCGCGGGUGGUACACGGGACGACAGUCGAUCAACACCAGAAGACUGGUGUAUCAGGUGUACAAGGAGAUGGGGCUGGAACACGAGCUCUACGACAGCGAUGCGUACGACGAGGAUCUGCCGUAUUGGGUCCCUGCUCCUGAUGGGACGAAGGGUGAACACCUGCUCGUGGUGCCCUACACGCUGGAUAACAACGACAUGCGAUUCGCCAUCACGCCAGGCUUCUUCAACUCGGAGUCGUUCGCAACGUAUCUCAUCGAUGCGUUCGAGACGUUGGUGGCCGAGACGUUUUUGCCCGAGAGCAACCCUAUGUCGGUGCCCAAGAUGAUGAGUGUUGGCUUGCAUUGUCGGGUGGUGGGUAGGCCAGGGAGGUUUCAGGGUCUGCAACGGUUUGUGGAGCAUGUCAAGCGGAGGGAUGCCGAGCUCAGGGAGGGUGGCGGUGGGGGAGUGUGGGUCGCGACCAGAGAGGAGAUUGCCAAUCACUGGAGAAAGACUCAUCCGCCUCCCAAGAGCGGUUAA
Molecule: messenger RNA, 1341 nt
Organism: Kalmanozyma brasiliensis GHG001
Lineage: Eukaryota; Fungi; Basidiomycota; Ustilaginomycetes; Ustilaginales
Product: Polysaccharide deacetylase
Exons: 1
Coding region: 1-1341 (446 amino acids)
Biological process (GO): carbohydrate metabolic process
Molecular function (GO): hydrolase activity, acting on carbon-nitrogen (but not peptide) bonds
Source: RefSeq, a predicted model, not a curated record